This is a messenger RNA of Pedinophyceae sp. YPF-701, 852 nucleotides long. Lineage: Eukaryota; Viridiplantae; Chlorophyta; Pedinophyceae. The record is from the annotation of a GenBank genome assembly.
AUGCCGCCGCCCCCGCCACGGUCGCCGGCGCGCAAGGCGCCCCCCGCGGGCCCGGCCGACGACGCGGGCGCGGGCCCGAGCAAGCAGACGCUGCGGCUGCUGCAGGCGGAGAUGAAGGAGAUGCGGGACCUGCACGCGGCGGAGAAGGGGGCGCUGCGCCGCGAGAGCGAGCAGCACCGGAAGCGCGCGCUGGGGCUGCAGCGCGAGCUCGAGCGCGCGCAGGUCCAGCUGCAGUCGCGCACGUCCGACGUGACCGCCCUCAAGGCGGCGCUCCGGACGCGGGAGGAGCGGGUGCAGAGCGCGGAGCGGCGCGCGGUGGAGACGGAGGAGGCGGCGCUGCGGGCGCGGCAGGCGACGGUGGAGAAGCUGUGCGCGGCGGAGGCGGAGCGCGACGAGCUGAAGACGCUGCUCCUCGCGACGCUGAAGCGGCUGGAGAGCGUCGAGGAGGCGGUGCAGCGGUCGGACGUGGCCGCGGCGGUGAUGACGGAGAAGCUGCGGACGCUCGAGUUCGAGCGCGAGAAGGCGCUGAACGUCGCGGCGGCGUCGCGCGAGGAGGCGUCGAUGCUGACGCAGGCGCACCGGCGGCUGGAGUCGGAGCUGGACAUGCUGCGGCGGCUCCAGGCGCAGGCGACGACGCGCAACGCCGCGCGCAAGGGGGCGCUGCGGGCGGCGCUGAACGACCAGAGCGGCGCGCGGGACCGGCUCCGGCGGGCGAUGGACGCGCUCGGGUGCGAGAGCGGCAGCGAUGACGCGUGCGCGUGCGGCGACGAGUCGAGCAGCGACUGCUCGCCGCUGGUGGGCCGCGGGGGACUCGCAAGCAGGAUGCCGCCCGCUCUGCGCGUCCGGCCGUGA